GCUUCCCGUUCCUUUGUCUCCUUUUCCCUUGUCACACCCGUGCUGGUCAAUCGGAUUCCCAGUCUUUGGCGCCUAGGACGUUCAAGAAUCAAGUUGGCAGAAUGGUUGCGAGCAACCCUUUAUUCACUGGACGAUGGACCAUCAAACGGUUUCAAGCCACAGUCAUUAAUGACAUUUGGCCAGAGGUCCUUUUCUUCACAGCGGUCGCGACCAUGGUCACGACCGUAACCUAUUUGACCAAAGACCCGAACAUCAAACUGGGUAUCGCACCCAGUCUCUUGACUGUUCUCGGUACAGUCCUCGGUUUGGUUAUCUCUUUCAGAACGUCUUCAGCAUAUGAGAGAUAUCAAGAUGGACGAAGGAUGUGGACCAAUAUCAACACCGCCUGCAGGAAUUUGGGACAGAUGAUCUGGAUCCACGUUCCUUCUACCCGCCCUGGAAAGGAUGGUCAGCCCGGCUCCACAGAGCUUGAAAUUAUGAUUGAGAAGAAGUCUAUGAUCAACUUGGUUCAAGCCUUCCCCGUGGCAGUAAAGCACUUCUUGCGCGGAGAACAAGGAGUGUACUACGAGGACUUGUAUCCCCUCAUUUCCUUCUUACCCCGUUACGCCAACGGCCAACCACACCACGAUGACCGACUUCCUUUGUGGCACCACGAAGAAUCACCCAGAGAACAUGCAGCUGAGCAACGUGCAGGCCGACAUGAUCGUGAUGCCACGGUUGUUGGCGAGAAAGAGAACAACGGAAGCCGUUCGUCUUCUCGGAGUGGAAAACAAAAGAAGCGAAAGGAUAACUUCGACCCUGAGGCUGCCCUUCCCGACGUUGAAAGUGAUAUCCCAUUGAAGCCAGCGCGUAAUCCGCCCAAAACCACUAUCUUCGACUUCAUUCCUCUUUUGCGACUUCUGCGCUGGGGUAUUCGCCGCAUUCUCCGCAAGGCUCAGCCAGGUGAACAACGCAGGAGGAAGAAGCAGCACGUCAACGUUGAGAGCAAUGUCCCGCUCGAAAUCUCCCUGUUCCUGUCCAAUUAUAGCGCCUUCUUGAUGCGGAGUGGACUUGUCCAGCCUGCCAUUGCGACUGCAAUCACGAAUAACCUCGGUGUCCUUCAGGAUACAUUGUCCCACUUGGAGCGUAUCUGCAAUACGCCGUUGCCCUUCGCUUACCAGGCCCAUCUCCGAAUGUCGCUCUGGCUCUAUCUCCUCUUCCUUCCGUUCCAAAUCGUGGACAACAUGCAGUGGAUCACCAUCCCUGGAACUGCUUUCGCGUCGUUCUUGCUCCUUGGUUUCUUGGAAAUCGGACAGGAGAUCGAAAACCCGUUCAACUACGACUUGAACGAUCUUGAUCUCGACUACUUCUGCCUCGACAUCCAACGUCAGCUCCAUGAGAUCACCGCCCACACUAACCCUCUUCCCACCGACUUUAUCUACUCUCCUCUCAACCAGCCCUUCGCUCCUGCUGAUAAGCGCAGCGCGCCAGAUCUGGUGGCACUUGGGCCGAACUAUAUCGCGCCAGAGGGCGACGCUCGACCCGGCAUGGAGAGCGUCCGUCGAACCUUGGUCCGAAGCUGGAAGAACGUCGACAUCCUCACUCGCAAAUCGUACUAGAUCCCCGGGUCUUUGUACUUCCUCUGUUGUCUAUUUCUAUUUCAAGUUCACUUUCUUGGCACCGGUUUUCUUGGGUUAAACGCACUUCAGUUUUUGAUUGGUACCAUUCUCAAUUCUAGGGUUCAGGUUUUGGGUUUGUUUCGUCGGGGUUAGUGUUGAGUCGCUAACGUGCGGGCUGAGGGUUGUCGUGUUGCUUUCCCCCCUUCUUUUAUUCCUCCUUCUAGACUCGUAAACGUGUUGAACUUAUUCGUAAUGAGUUCCUUGACUUCAUCCUUCCCAUCAUUUUCACCAACUAUAGCUAUCAUUGCCGAAAAGUUCGUUACAUCCUCUUAUUGCUCGUUGUGAAAGCACGGCUAUUACACUCGUUUUAAUCAAUAUCGGUCGUGUACGUCGCUGUGCACAAAAAGAAA
This is a messenger RNA of Coprinopsis cinerea okayama7#130, 2008 nucleotides long. RefSeq lists its product as hypothetical. The transcript has 12 exons. The record is from RefSeq and is a predicted model, not a curated record. Gene Ontology annotation, molecular function: chloride channel activity. Lineage: Eukaryota; Fungi; Basidiomycota; Agaricomycetes; Agaricales; Psathyrellaceae. Bases 102 to 1598 code for a protein of 498 amino acids.